Carcharodon carcharias (great white shark) is the source of this 678-nucleotide messenger RNA. Its product is annotated as L-selectin-like. The record is from RefSeq and is a predicted model, not a curated record. NCBI's taxonomy places the organism in Eukaryota, Metazoa, Chordata, Chondrichthyes, Lamniformes, Lamnidae. Gene Ontology annotation, cellular component: membrane. Gene Ontology annotation, biological process: cell adhesion.
AUGGCUUGGCCAGAUGCCAGAAACCAUUGCCAAAAGUCCUUCACUGACCUCAUUGCAAUUCAGAACAAUGAAGAAAAUAAUUAUCUGAAUAUGGUGUUACCAAGAAAUCCAAAUUAUUACUGGAUUGGAAUAAGAAAGAUCCAUAACGUUUGAACAAACAAAACACUGACUAAAGAGGCAGAAAACUGGGCUAAAGGUGAGCCAACUCUUGGAGCAGAAGAUUGCAUAGAAAUUUAUAUAAAGAGAGACAAAGAUUCAGGAAUGUGGAAUAACGAUCCCUGUGCAAGAAUGAAACGAGCAAUAUGUUAUUUAGCAUCAUGCAAGUCUACUUCAUGCAGUGGAAGUGGAGAAUGUGUGGAAACUAUUGGAAAUUACACCUGUCGGUGCAAUGAAGGAUUCUAUGGGUCAGAGUGUGAAUUUGUUAUAAAAUGUGCGAAUCUGGAAACUCUUGGAAAUGGAUUCAUGAGCUGCAUGCAUCCCUUCAGGCCUUUUAGUUACAACUCUUCAUGUGACUUUAGCUGUAAUAAAGGAUUUGAGCUUCGUGGAUCAGUCAGAUUUCAGUGUGGAGCUUCUGGACGAUGGAUAGGGCAGAAACCCAACUGUGAAGAAAUGAAGAAAACAUGGAAACAACUGCAGUUUAACCAUGCAAUCGCAACCAGUGCUGAAUUGAUCACAUAG